ACACAGUCUCCCUGUUGCUUACUGCUAAACAAUGGAGCGCCACAUACACUGCGCUGCACUACUAUAAACACUAUUCAUAAACCCUAGCUACCUACUCUCUUACUUUGCAUCUUUUUGCAUAUUUUUUGGGAUCUUUGACUCUUUCUUUUUAUAUAUAUAUUCCAUUCUGUAAUCGUUAAGUUAACGUUUCUUCUAUUUGUUUGUACGCCGGAAAUUAUGGCUUCAGCAUGCGUAAACAAAAUGGGUAUGUCGCCGGAGAAGUUUUUGGAUUGUUCUCCGGCUGCGAAGUACAAGUCAUAUGGUUGGUUAAGUCCAAGGAUGUCAUUUAGUAGGGACGGCGAAGGUUCCAAGGUUGCCGGAGCUAAGCAGACGAGUGUUGAAAAUGAUAAGGUGGAGGAAUUAGAUCCAGAAGUUUCGAAAGAUAUGGUGGAUUUUGAGUUUUGCCUUGAAAAUCCGGUAAAUAUGCUGCCAGCUGAUGAGCUUUUUUUCGAUGGAAAGCUGAUGCCGCUUCAUCUCUCUAUGAUCCGUCCUGCUGCUACGACGUCGGCUGCUGUUUCCACUGGUGUAAGAUCGCCGGAUACACCUCAAGUUCGGAUGAGAAAUGAGAUUUGUAAUGCGGAUCCUUAUUUGUUCUCUCCGAAAGCACCGAGGUGUACUACACGAUGGAGGGAGCUUUUAGGCUUGAAGAAACAGAGUCAAAACAACAUUAAUGUCAAGCAGGAAACUCAGAGAACGUCGUCGUUACCGAGCAGUGCUGCUCAUAAAUCCCUGAAAAAUUUCCUUCAUCGCAACUCAAAGUCCUUAAGCACUUCUCUAGACUCGUCUCUUCACCUUCCGUUGUUGAAGGACUCCGAUACCGAGUCCGUUUCAAUUUCUUCUCGAUUAUCCCUUUCGUCUUCCUCUUCUGGCCAUGACUACGAUGAUCUUCCUAGACUCUCCCUUGAUUCAGAUAAACCAAACAGUUUAUCUCGAAAUGCAAAUCAUAUCUCUAAUCACCGCCGGGUUCGAGUUGUGAAGCAUAGAGUGUCAUCAUCUGAUAAUCCCCUUGCUAAUAGAGCUAGCAGAAGCCCCGUUCGUAAACAAUCAGACUCUACUGUCACCACUGUUCGAGGAGCCUCUGUUGAUAGUCCUCGCAUGAACUCGUCGGGGAAGAUUGUUUUCCACAGCCUAGAAAGAAGUUCAAGCAGUCCCAGCACCUUCAAUGGUGGACCCAGGUAUAAACACAGAGGAAUGGAGAGAUCUUAUUCAGCUAAUGUCCGUGUUACUCCUGUUCUCAAUGUUCCCGUUUGUUCCCUUAGAGGUUCUUCAAAAUCAGGGGUCUUCGGAUUUCCCCUGUUUUCUUCUUCAUCUUCAUCUUCUGCUGUAACUGGAAACAAAGCAGGACACCAUCACAGUAACAUCAGACCCAGAACAGAUCGCAUCAAAGAAUGACAGUUUUUUAGGCUAGAAACUUGGUAAUCCUUACCCUUUUUCCGUUAGAUUUUUGAGGGGGUUUUUUCAUGCAAUUUUUCCAGAUUUCUACAGGCUUAGAAAAAAAAAAUCAUGUAAAUAUGCAGGCAACUCUUAGCUUGUUUUACUUCCAUUGUUCUCUUCUUCUUUGCUAACUCUGAUGUUGAAAGCUAAUGUUUUUGAAUUUU
Solanum stenotomum is the source of this 1637-nucleotide messenger RNA. RefSeq lists its product as uncharacterized. Bases 217 to 1431 code for a protein of 404 amino acids. The transcript has a single exon. The record is from RefSeq and is a predicted model, not a curated record. Lineage: Eukaryota; Viridiplantae; Streptophyta; Magnoliopsida; Solanales; Solanaceae.